AUGUUUAGAGGAAACAAGCAUCCUCAGGACUUCCCCGUUAGCUGCUUGAGGACAGGAACCAUAUCUGGCAUUUCUAUGGUGCUUUACCAGGCGCCUAGUAUGUCCGUGGCAUAUGCGCUUGCUUGCCCCCGCCCCUCCUCCUCCUCCUCUUCCUCCUCUUCCUCCUCCUUGAUCCCCGCCCCGUCCUCGGUCCCGGGGCGGACCCCGAAGCAGAGGGUCCGAGGGACUGACCGACCGACCACCGACGGCCGCCCCCAGACAGGGCCAGCCUCCUCCACCUCCUCCUCCUCCUUCCGCAUCUGUGCCUUCAACAUCCAGCGCCUGACCCUCACUAAGGUGGCCAAAGUCAGCAUCUUGGACGUCUUGGUCAAGAUCCUGGCGCGCUGUGACAUCACCGUGCUGCAAGAGGUGAUCGAUUCAUCGGGAGACACCAUCCCCCUCCUGCUCAGAGACCUCAACAACGUUUACAAGGACUCCGGCCCGUACAGCUCCCUGAGCAGCCCGCAGCUGGGCCGCAGCACCUACAUGGAGAAAUACGUCUUCAUCUACCGGUCGGGCAGGACCAAGGUGCUGGACUCUUACGUCUACCAGGAUGAACAGCCAGGAAAGCCGGACGUCUUUGCCCGGGAGCCCUUCAUUGCCGUCUUUUCUCUGCCCAACAAAGUUCUCCCAUCCUUGGUGUUGGUGCCGCUUCACACGGAGCCCAAGAAUGCUGGGGCCGAGAUCAACGCCCUGUACGACGUCUUCCUCAAUGUCACCCGGCAGAAGGACACUAAGGAUGUAAUGUUCCUUGGGGAUUUCAAUGCCGACUGCAAGUUCCUGACCAAGAAGCAGCAGGAGGAGCUGCUGCUGAAAAAGACACCUGGAUUCCACUGGCUCAUUCCCGACGGGGUGGACACCACCGUGCGCCAGAGCACACACUGCACCUAUGACAGGAUCGUGGUGUAUGGAGAGACCUGCUUCAGCCAAGUUCAGGGGGCUUCAGCUUUCAACUUCCCCGAAUGGCUCGGGCUUACCGAGGCUCAGGCCCUGGAGAUUAGCGACCACUACCCAGUGGAGGUGGAGCUGAACGCAGCCGGCGGGAAGCGGUGGGACUUCGGCCUGGGCAUCCUGCUGCUCCCGCUCCUUCUGCUGUUCCUCUCCGUUUGAGGAUUCCCAUCAGGUCUACUCAGCCGGUGGUCCCAGGCCCCGGGGUCACUCACUGGUGCUCCCCAUAGGCCCACGCACGCCCACUGAGGACUCUUCUGUACUUGAGGACCCACUGUUUCUCCCAUUAGACAAAGAACCCUGUGUGCGUGGCAGGCAAACUGUCCAAACUGGAUAUUUUUUAUAGUAAGUGCUUAACAAGAGCCCUAAUUAUCACUCCAGGAGCCCCGUUCUCUGCAGCUCAAGUGGGGAAGGAGCCUCUGAGCAUCAAACUCCUUUCCUUUCUUCUCUGUCCCGUUUCUUUGAUAUUUAUUGCCAGCGGUGAACAGCCUCCUGGAGGAAGAGAAUGAGGCUGUCGGGGUCCCCAGCGACUAGGAACUUGGGGAAUCAAUACUGAUCCCUCUCCAGCUCUGAAGUUGAGAGAGUCCUGCAGCCUCUCAGGGGUGUGGGAGCCUUCUCUGCUCCUCGGCUACAGAACUGUGCCAACUGAUGGUCGCUCACCAGAGACUAGAUGUUAGAACAGUGUGUGCUGGGGCCUGGCCCCGGCUCCGUCCCCACCUCCAGUGUGACUGGAUGCUGGAGAUUGGAUCAGAUGGACAGGAGGGCGGGGAGAAGAGGUCCCCCUGCCAACAGCUCUCCCAGCAGGCUGGGCGGGGAGGGGGAAGCAUCCUGGGGAUAGCUGUCCGGACAUGGGGCCUGGGGGCUCUCUGCCAGGAACUUGGUCUCUGGGCACGUUGCUCUGGCCAGAAAUAAACAAGGACUUCCAUGUU
Molecule: messenger RNA, 1916 nt
Organism: Ornithorhynchus anatinus (platypus)
Lineage: Eukaryota; Metazoa; Chordata; Mammalia; Monotremata; Ornithorhynchidae
Gene: DNASE1L1
Product: deoxyribonuclease 1 like 1
Exons: 10
Coding region: 1-1149 (382 amino acids)
Biological process (GO): DNA catabolic process
Cellular component (GO): nucleus
Molecular function (GO): DNA nuclease activity
Source: RefSeq, a predicted model, not a curated record